This is a messenger RNA of Closterium sp. NIES-65, 2736 nucleotides long. The record is from the annotation of a GenBank genome assembly. Lineage: Eukaryota; Viridiplantae; Streptophyta; Zygnematophyceae; Desmidiales; Closteriaceae.
AUGGCGGGCGAGGCCACGUCAUCCAUCCUGCAGUUCGCCACGUGGCAGAGCUCCGUUGACGUGUCGUUCUGGGAGAAGCUCGCGUCGCUGAAGGUCGACUCGCAAGGCCUGAAAGAGGAAGACGUGGCAAUCCAUGGGAUGUCAGCAGCAUGGUGUCAGGCAGGGGUGCUACUGAUUCCCAGCACAGUGGAGUCGUUUCGGGCGUUUGACCGACGGAAGAUGAGGGAGGGAGUGGCACAGCAGCCAAUUCCCUGCCUUCUCUCUGCGCCCUCCCCUCCCCCCACCCACAUCUCCUCAGCUUUGGCAGGACGUUUUAUCUGGCAAGGCAGAAAGCAACCCAUCUCUCCUCAACGCGUUCUUCCUCCUCGUCUAUCCAGACAUCAAGCAUUGGCGCUUCCACUACGCCUUUGCCUUCCCUGCUCUCGCCCUCCCCGCCCCUGCCACACUUGCUGGCCCGCCUUUGCCUGCAACGCAAGCCUUUUCUCCGCAACUGGUGAGUGCCCCUAUUCUGUAACUCCCUUUCUUGCCUCAACUCACUUUGCUGCACCUUUGCGUGCGCGCCUCUCGCUUUCCCGGCUUCCUCCCUCCCCUCCUCUGCCAUCCUCGCUUUCCCGGCUUCCUCCCUCCCCUCCUCUGCCAUCCUCGCUUUCCCGGCUUCCUCCCUCCCCUCCUCUGCCAUCCUCGCUUUCCCGGCUUCCUCCCUCCCCUCCUCUGCCAUCCUCGCUUUUCCCCCUCUGCCUGCAACCCAGGCCUUCUCACUUCUAUUUUGGGGCAGAAGCUAUCGAGAAGGAGUGUGAGCGAUGGAGACAAGAAGGGAGUGGGAGGGGGCCAAGGGAAGUGGAAGCAGCUGCGUUGACUGGCGAAGCUGAGGGUCCCGAGGGAGGGAAAGAGAACGGAAACAAGAGGGCAGUUACGGACGGCGAAGCAGCAGAGAAUGGGGAAGUGGAAGAGGGAAGACAAGGAGAGAAAGGCAAUGAGAGCGCAAGUGGAGAAAUAAGAACAGCGGACAGCGCAGCAGCAGCAGCAGCAGCAGCCAUAGUAGGAGAAACUGCAUCGGAAGCCCUCUUAUCGGAGAAGGGUGCCCCUUUCUUCCUUCUCCAAAUAGACACCAGCGCCACUAAUACCAGCUCCGCACAUCCCUCAGUAACAGCACAUCCGUUAACAGAGUACCAGCGACUGGCAACCCCAAACGAAUCCCUCUCUUCCUCUUCCCCCUCCGCUCCUCCAUCUCUCCUCGUUGCGUUCUUCGACCCCUGCCAUCUGCCCCUCUCCCCCGGCUGGCCCCUCCGCAACCUGCUUCUCCUCGCCUCUCUUCGCUGGCAGGCCACGUCUCUCCACGUGCUCUGCCUGCGCCAGCGCCACGGUCGAAUCAGACUGCACCACUCGCUGCUGCUGCACGUCCAGAUACCACCUCCCCCAGCUGAUUGGCUGAACCCAAUCACAGCACCUGCCACGUGUCCAUCCGCCACUGGCUGGGAGCUGAACACCAAGGGUCGAACCGGGGCGCGGUGUGCUGACCUGGCGCCGCUGAUGGACCCGACCAGGCUGGCAGACGAGGCGGCAUCUCUCAACCUGAAGCUGAUGAGGUGGCGUGUGCUGCCACAGCUGCAGCUGGAGCGGUUGAAUGCAACCAAGUGUCUACUGUUAGGGGCUGGCACUCUUGGGUGCCAGGUGGCGCGCUCUCUCCUGGCAUGGGGCAUUCGCGACAUUACCCUCGUGGACUAUGGGGCAGUUUCGUAUUCUAACCCCGUACGACAGUGCCUCUUCUCUCUCAAGCACUGCCUGAAUGGCGGCGCUCCAAAGGCGCAGGCAGCAGCAGAAGCCCUCAAAGAAAUACUUCCCACUGCUCGUACAUCAGGCCAUCGCCUCGCCAUCCCCAUGCCAGGUCACCCCGUGUCUCCCUCCGAGGCGCCACGUGUGCAGGCUGACGUGACAGCCCUGCUGGCACUCGUCCGCCAAUCAGACGCCGUCUUCCUCCUUACUGAUACAAGAGAGAGCCGCUGGCUGCCCACCCUGCUAUGCGCAGCCGAGGGGAAGGUGGCCAUCAACGCUGCUCUUGGCUUCGACUCCUUCCUUGUCAUGCGCCACGGGGCUCCGCUGCUGCCUCUGCUUGACACGUCAGCUCCAGUAGCGUCUGAGUCAGCGCCAGCAGCGUCUGAGUCAGCACCAGCAGCGUCUGAGUCAGCACCUGCUGCUUCUGAGUCAGCGCCAUCCAAGCGCCUCGGCUGCUAUUUCUGCAACGAUGUCGUUGCUCCCCUCAAUUCCACAGCUCACCGCACGCUAGACCAGCAGUGCACAGUCACGCGCCCUGGCCUGGCAACCAUUGCAGGGGCUCUGGCAGUGGAGUUAUUGGUGGGGCUGCUGCACCAUCCCAUGGGAGUCGCAGCACCAGCAGAAGACACCAGUGCUGAUGGGGUUUCUGCCUCUGCUUCUUCCCACCUCUGCUCGCCUCUGGGUCCACUGCCUCACCAGCUGCGCGGCUUCCUCUCCUCCUUCUCCCAGCUGCCCAUCACUGGCUUCGCCUUCCACCAGUGUACUGCCUGCUCCCCUAUGGUGGUUUCAGCAUACAGGGAGCGUCGUUAUGCGUUCCUUAUGGACGCGUUUAACGAUCCCACAUAUUUAGAGAGGAUCACAGGCUUGGAUAAGCUGCAUGCCGCCACUGUAGAGAUUGAGGUCGAUUGGGACGAUAGUGAGGAUGACAACAGUGAGGACUUCGGGGAAAUAGUGAGUGAAUGA